UCCUCUCUUCAGUCACUGCUGCAGCGGGACUGGGUCGCUUGUUUCCAUUCUUGCUGUCGCGUGUCAGCACCUGUUUGACUUUGGUCGAGGACGGUGAGACGUCCAGCUUUGCCUGUGGAAGAAAAAGCUUCCGCCUGAGAGCCUGACGUCAUUUCAAUGGCGACCUCAGGCCCCACCUCUCCUGCCUCCAUCACUAAUGCUGUGCCUGAGGGGUUCCAUUAUGAAACCAAGUACAUUGUGCUCAACUACUUGGCAAUGCUGCCUGCUAGUAGAUCACAGACGCUAAACACGUCUCAAGAAGAUGCCCAAAAUGAAAGCGAGAGGCGCACGAUGACAAAAGGGCACGAGGAAGAGCUGAGACAACUGGACGAUGACAUCGCUGCAUCUUUUUCCACGACGGGCUUUGACCAGCACACGUCGCUGGUGUUCAAUCCGGUGGUCCCAGAGACCUCUAUUGAAGACUGCCUUGCUGCGUUGGGUGACCGCGUGGACGCGGAGCUCGACACACACCUGGAAGCAGCUGUACACACACUCCUCGAAGGCCCUCUGGACUACGAGCGGUUCAGAGACGCAACACGGGAUCUCUCGCUACACACACAGGGAGGCUGGAGCAAAGUGCUGGUGCCUUUGGUUCUGCUCCAGGCUUUACAAAGCGAAGGACAGUCGCUCACCACUCUGUUGCAUCUGGGAAUGCGCUUCCUAGAGGAGGAAGAAGCCGGCUUCAUCACCCAGCAGGGAGGAUGGGGUGAAGUCUUCAGCCUCGAGCCGGAGGAGGAGGAGCGAGGUUUGACCGUUGCCGAGGACGGCAACGACAUCUACAUCCUCUCAGGGGACCAGCACCCGGACCGGCUCAGCCCCCCCUCCUCGCUGCUCUGGCCUGGAGGCGACGGCAGGCUGCAGAGCUCCUGGCAGACGGAAAGCUUCCCCGUGUCUCUGGCCGGCCACGAGUCGUGGGCACAGGUCAGCGCGACGGACCCCGAAGACACGAAGAGCCUGGACAGCAACGAGGCCGUGGCUCUGGCCGAGGAGCGCAGCGAGAACAACUCCUCGAACUCGGACAUCGUCCACGUGGAGCGCGAAGACGCCGAGCUGCUCGAGGAAGGGAGCGAAGUCGGAGCGAUAGACGAAAGCAUGGUGAGCAUCUUGGGCACGGAGAGCGAGAUGGCCGAGCUCCGGGAGGAGUUUAGGGAGCAGACUCCACCCGUUCCGGCGUCGGCCGAGGCGGACCACACGGACCCGGCCUCCCUGCUUUCAUUAGAGGACCCAGUCGUAUUAGAGGCGCCUGCAAGCGUGUCGGCGGAGCCCCCCCUCCUCGCCUUAGAACCAGAGCUGCCCCCCCCUCCCUCUGAGCCCGAACCUGCAGCCCCUGUAUCUGUCCCUGCAGUAGAACCAGAGCCUGGCCCAGAACCCGCUGCUGCAGCCGCCCCAGUGUCUGCUGAGGUGGCACCCCAAUCUCUAGUCGAGGAACCCCCAGCAGCACCAGCAGAGCCCGAGGCCGCCUCAGAACCCGCUGCCGAACCAGAACCGCAUCCUGUCGCAGUCCCUCCCCAGCCAGAGGAGCCAGAACCAGAGACGGCGGCCGAGCUGGCUGCCGUGGCCCCUGCAGAACCCCCAGCCGAGAAGCCCCCAAAGCAGCCGGAACCAGAAUCGGAUCUCCUCGUGAUGUUCUGUGGAGGUGCUGCGCUGGUGGUCCUCAUGGCUGCAAUGGCAUACGGCGUCAUGAGCCACAGGAGGAAGUAGAACAUCUUUCUCAGGGUCGGAGAAUGUAAAUUACACAAUGUUACGGUAGAAAUGAAUGUGUUAGUACACACACGGUGGGAGUCUUCUUCCAAAGUGUGUUGGACUCUCGAAAGGAGGCGGCUCGUUCUGCUAUUCUUUUGAGGGUUUUAAGUCUGUGAAAACGCCCCCUGGGUAAUCAGAAUCUCACCUCACGAUACGACUGUGACUCCAGCUGCAAACGCAGGAAGAGGACAACAAUGCACUCCCUUAUGCUCCUUGCUUUGUGUUUUCGUCUCCUCUUAAGACUUCAGCCCUUUAUGUGUUUGAUUGGAAUGUUUGUGAACUUCGUUUCUCUUCCGCUUGUUUUGGUUUCUGUGGCUCAGUUGGGACGGUGAGUCACGGGAAAUCCACCGAUAACUCCCCGAGCCGGCGUAAACCUCAGUCCACAUGUACAGUUGCGGUGAGACGUUCAGCUUCCGCUCCUUCUAUGCAGCAAAGUGGCAUCUGUUCAUGCGGUUCCCCUCAAUCUGAGAUUACCUUUUUCUUUGCGAUUAACUACUGAAAUCUGUCAUUCUGAAACAAAACAUGCAAAAUCACUUAGAUUUCAUCUUUCCAUAUUCCACAAGGGAUUUGUAUCAUUUCAGACAUAUUAGUGUAUUGAAACAAUGAUUUCCCCCCAGAUUGGUUGAAAGUAUUUAAAUGAGUCCUGAGAAUACUGUUGUGCUUCAUUUGUAGAAAAUAGCAAAACAUAUGAAUGCACUCAUCCCUGUUAAUGUAAACACAAUUCAGGAUGUAAUUCUUCUGCUAGAUGUCUGUAUUUUACUUUGUACCAUCGCUAUUAUUGCUCCACUGCUUGUCAUGUCACAACUUUCCAAUGACUGUUGCAUCGGUGAGGAAGUCCACGCCCUCCCAGAGAGCAAAUGGCCGUAUUGAAGACGAAAGACUUCAACGUGUUUGUGUUGUUUCACACGGAACAUGAGGUUAAUAAAGAUUUGGUUUUCGAAGCCGGUUUCAACUUUG
Messenger RNA from Pseudoliparis swirei, 2739 nucleotides. It is a transcript of the gene bcl2l13, whose product is annotated as BCL2 like 13. Bases 157 to 1740 code for a protein of 527 amino acids. Gene Ontology annotation, cellular component: mitochondrion. Gene Ontology annotation, biological process: apoptotic process; regulation of apoptotic process. The transcript is spliced from 7 exons. The record is from RefSeq and is a predicted model, not a curated record. Lineage: Eukaryota; Metazoa; Chordata; Actinopteri; Perciformes; Liparidae.